Molecule: messenger RNA, 3385 nt
Organism: Mugil cephalus (flathead mullet)
Lineage: Eukaryota; Metazoa; Chordata; Actinopteri; Mugiliformes; Mugilidae
Exons: 18
Coding region: 98-3082 (994 amino acids)
Biological process (GO): semaphorin-plexin signaling pathway involved in axon guidance; positive regulation of axonogenesis; regulation of cell shape
Cellular component (GO): semaphorin receptor complex
Molecular function (GO): semaphorin receptor activity; protein binding
Source: RefSeq, a predicted model, not a curated record
CGCGCGGCUCUAGAGACGCAGUGAUCAGAGAUCAGAGCGCUAUGCACAGCUUCAUUGUCUGAGGGAAUCCAGCCAGAGCUGGCACCGUUGCUGAAAAAUGAUCGUGCUGCUCGGUCUGCUUUGUAUUCUCUGGGGAGAACAGGGUCGGUGUCUGGAGGAGGAUGGAGGAGGUUUCGCCUUCGAUGGAGACAUCCGCCACUAUUCAGUGGCCAACAACACGGUUUAUAUCGCCACAGAGGAGAAGCUGUACCAGCUGAGCCACGACCUGACUCUGAUCCACAGUCUGACCCUGAGAGGAAUCUUGAAGCUCGGUAAAGAUUCGGCGGACGAUAAGUUUGACCGGGUCUCUGAGAAGACUUUCUGGAACGCAACUUUCAGCAUCAACUUAUUAUUACCCUUUGUUGAGAAUGGCGCUCAGAUCAUGUGCGGUGUGACUGACAAUGAGUGUGGUUACUGCGAGGUUCUGGACCUGAAGAACAUCUCUAACAUUUUGUACAAAGAACCCAUCCAGGUGGGACCACUGAGAUGGAACAGCUCGUUCGUAGGUAUUCUGGUGGAUGUCAAGAAGAAUCCAUCUCAGACAGAGACUUAUAUUCUGACCGCGAUGCAGCCCGAAAAGACCAAGUGCUCCACUGAUGCUGAGACCAUCAACCUUCAAAAUGCGGAUCACAAAGACCAGACAAGUAUAUUUUCUGUAACUGAUGGAUCAUCAGGCACACCUACGAUCAAAAAUAAAGGCGAUGUGGAGUUUGUGGACGGAUUUCAGAUCAGUUCCAUCCUCUAUCUGCUCUCCAACGUAAGAAGUGACGCUAACAUCAACAAAGUCCGUCUCAUUUGGCUUGAAGGCGAAACAAGUAAAACCCAAACUCUCAAGUCUCUACGGGGCGCGACUCUCAGUGUCUCUGACGGUGAAGGCAGCAGACUUCUGGCCUCCUCGGUCAUCCCAGGUGGACAGACGGUUCUUUGGAGCGGAGUGUUCAGUGUGGACGGAGAACAAAUCAACACUGAACUGGUGGUGUUUGACAUCAGUCCUGAUCUCAGUUUAGACAAAGAUAAGGAUCCAGACUUCUACUACGUGGAUAGUCCCAACAAGAACCAGCCUAAGACUCUUAAACCAGAGGCAGUUCUCUUCAGGCAGCCCUACAUGACCUCUGUGCUGGCAGUGAGGCAGAAGACAUGGAUGGUUUUCUUCAUUGGUACAGGAGAUGGACAGCUCAUUAAGCUUGCUGUGGACAGGAACUAUCACCCUGCUUGUCCCACGGUGCUCUACUGGGCCAAUGACGACUGCCAAGUGUUUCCCAAAACGCAACUGGAUCAAGUGGAACAGAAGCAUGUCUAUGUGCCAUUUAGAAACCAGCUGCUGGUGAUUCUCCCAACACCACUUCACAAAGCGGUCGACCAGGUCCCUGUACUCAGCCUCUCUCCCCCUCUCAACACACCAAACAAUGGCCGUGUCAUCACAGAAUUUCUGCAGAUGACACGACUCAGUGCAAUACUGAAAGUCAGCAGUAUAGUCAUCAACCCAAGUGACGAGGGGAGCACCAAGCUGCAUGUUCUCCAGUUUGGCCUUCAGCAGUCUGGGCUGGAUGGGUCGACGGUUGUGCUGGUGCACAACGCUAAAUGCAACAGGCCAUCAGACAGGGUCGACUGCAAAAGGUGCACAUUUGAAGACGACUGCCAAGAUUCUGACUGGUUAUCUAUUCCUGAUGAUUCCACAGAGAACAUUAUUUCCCACAAGCUUCUAAAGAACCCCAGCGGAGAGAUCACACUAAAGAUCCAGACCCACCUGACUGUGAAAUGGACAGAGGAUAACUUUACCUGUGAAAUCUUUCCAUCAUCUAGAGAACGUUAUCCACAAAAUAGUCGUCCUCUGUUCCCACAAUGCAACUGCAACCUAUCCCAUGGCUCAAUUCCUGCUGACGGCCUGGAUGUCACUGUAAUGAUGAGCCUUGGGAAGACAAACCUUUCAGAGCGUCUGAAGCUAACCAACUGCUCUGACAUUAGUGGACCUCCAACUUCUGUCUUGUGUCAGCAGUGUAUCAAUGCUGGAUGUGGAUGGAACAUAAAUGGAUGUUCAUGGUCUAAUGAAGGAGUGGAUAAUGACAGUGUUUGUCAAAAGUUGGAGCCUGGGAUGAACUUUUCUAAGCCAGAAAUCUCCUCCAUCUCUCCCAGUGUUGUGUGUUUCUACGGUAGAAACCAUGCCUUCUUGUCAGGUCAGAACCUCAUUAAUGUGACCAGAGUGAGGAUCCAGACAGACCUGGACUGUUCUCCACAAGAAUCUCCUGUAUGGAACAAGACUGAUGUGAGUCUGACGUUCCACAUUCCCACUACAGAAAAGAAAGGUUUUGUCAAAGCAUGCGUUCUACUGCCUGAUGGCAGUUGCCACGGCAAAGCUAAAAUCACCUAUAGAUCAACACCAUCCUGCACCGACAUUGUACCAAGCAGCACCUGGGCCAGUGGGAAGAGGAAGGUCACACUCAUGGGGUUCCACUUGGAGUUUGUGGAAGGAAUCACACACAUCCAUGGCCAGACGGAAGUCCAACUUCCCACAACCAGCAGCAGUCAGGUGGGCCAGAAACUCUCCUACGACACACCUGCAGCUUUAAGGCCUCAGACGACUUCGAGCAGCACUGUGUAUUUGAAAGUAGCCAAUCAAUCCUUGGCCUGUUCCGCAAAAAUAACCUACUAUCCAGACCCUGUGUUCACCACCUUCUCAUCUAUGAGGACAAGGGAUGGGUCUCGCAUCAUUCUACAGAAAAAGGCAGAUAAACUAGAGAUGACAGCAGCAGAGUUGUUAGUGUGGGGUAUUGAAGACGGAAAGAAAUAUCCUUGCAUCAUGAAAGAGAAAGAAGCUGACAACCAGACUGACUUUUUCACCUGUGACAUACAAAGCACAUCCAGCUUUACAUUUCAGCACAUAGAGAUAAAGUAUGGUGGCCAGACAGUGCUGCUAGGUCCUCUGCCUUUAGUUCAUCAGGUCCUUCUGAUAGUGCGUUUGAUGGUGAUACUUUGUGUCACAGGUGUGUUAGUGUUUAUCUGUUGCUGGCAAAGGAGACGCACCGCUCAGAUAAACGAGCUCUGACCACAGAUGCCUAGCUCUCCGGCCGUUCUCACAGGGAACAAGUUCAGGCCAUUGAAACUUUCUGAUACUACAGGCUAUACAGGUAGUACAUAUGAAGUCAUUGUAUUUUAGGUGGAAUAUUACUAUUAAGAGACCAUUUGAAGUAGUUAUUACACUGUACUUAUUCUAAGUGUUGCCUUAUUUUUUAUAUAAUUUUUAUGUUCUUUUUACCAAGUGUGUACUUCUAUAUGCUUUUUAAUGCCUAAACUGAAAUAAAUGCUUAUCCUAUUACUAUCUUGUAAUUAUUAAAUACUUUUAAUUGAG